CCGGGUUGUCGCAUUGAGGGCUUUAUUAUUCUAUAAAUCUACUGCUGCAAAGCUCGAAACGAGCGCUUUAACAAUGGCGGACGUAACCGCUCCUGAAGAACCCACAGAUUCGAAUCAUCAACGAGAAAAAGAUUCAACUCGCUCGGAGCCUCAUCCUGGUCCGUCUACCGAACAGACGCUUGUACAGCAGCAGUUCACAUCUUCACCAUCCAUUCAAACACCAAGCGCUAACCCUAGUACCCCGCCGCCGCCAUCUUUGAUCCAUCCUCCAUCGAUCCAGCCUUACCCCGCCCCAUCUUUCCGACCGGCGACGCCGCCUGCUCCAAUACCUUGUACUACUCCUCAAUUCUCCCCCAUUCCUAACCCUGCUUUGCAGCAAGCUCAUAACUAUCAGACACCUGGGGUUCCUCCCCCCGGAGUCAGCUCCGUGUCGCCGGUAGUGAUGGCAGCUCCUGCGGUGGCUCCGCCGGCUGGUGGUGCUGGUGGACAUCAGAUGGGAUAUGUUCAGUCUCCUUUUGCUCUGCCAGGGCAGCCAGUGAGAUCAUAUGCUCACUUACCAAAUGGCUAUCCAUCCAUGCCUCAGUCUCUUACCCCAGCUGGAACGCCCAUUCCAGUGUUUGGAUUGAUUUGGUGAUAGGAACCGGGUGGCUUCAUAUUGCAGUUCUUUAGAGACUACCCCAACUACUUAAAGUUUUGGUAUGCAAACAACUGCUUAGCUUACUUUUAAGUUGCGUGAAACUUCAUAGGAAUUAAUUAAGCAUGAUAACUCAUUACCCCACUGUACAAAUAUAAUUCCCCACCAUAUGUAAUGUCUGGUUGUGCAGUGAUCAUUAGUAGGCUUAAAAUAUUGUAGUAGUAAUGAUUCUCUUCCCCCCUUUGGUGGGAUGUUGAUUCUUGAUAUGCCGACAGAGGACCACUGUUAACAACUGACUGCACAUUGCAAUUUUAUACGGUUAUACCCCCAAGGUAUCACAAUCCUUUUUCAGUUUUUGCGUACCUAAUUGUAUUUCUUGCAUUCCUUAUGCUAUACACAAGGUUCGUAGUUAAUGACUGAUAUUUUCCAUAGUACACCAAAAAACAUAGUAAUACUGCGUCAUCAGUGGAAUUGAGAGUGAGACAUGGAAAGUCAGCAUCUCAUCUUACUAUUAUCAAAUCCUUACUAUGCAUGCAUGGGAUUUUGGAUAGUAUUUGAGAUUCAAUUAUUGUGAACAAAGUAUAAGCCAUAAGCAUGACAAGGUAAGUCCACCUAUAGCAUAUUCAUCAAGUUUUGUAAAUUCGACAAUUAUUGUCUUGAUGUUUCUUCAGGUUAUAUGUUGUUCAGCUGAUGAGUGUUGUCAUGCCUAUGGGUGCCAUCACUUAUUGCUUGUAAUGUUUGGUAACCAUAUAUUUGUUUAUUGUGAAAUUUUUAUGCCCAUUGCAUAACUUGUCUAUCCAAGCUUUGGUAAAUAUGAGAGCUCGCACUGAUAAAUUUGCAUAGAAUUCUUUGUUUGUUUUUUGCAGUUCUUCGUUACCCCUCACCAUAUGGUCCACUUGUUCGCCCAAUAUACCCUCCACGCCCACCAGUAGGUGUAGGUGUUAUUCCUCCAUUGAUGCGCCCUGUCAUUCGUGGUCCAAUCGUAGCUCCUGUUAUUAGGCCAGCCCCUUCACCAAUUAUUGCACAAACAGAUAAACCUCAAACAACAGUUUAUGUUGGAAAGAUAUCCUCAGCCGUGGAAAAUGAUUUCAUGCUUUCUCUAUUGCAGCUGUGUGGGCCUGUGAAGAGUUGGAAACGUGCACAAGAUCCGACAAAUGGAAUGUUAAAAGGUUUUGGUUUUUGCGAAUUUGAGUCAGCUGAGGGAGUUCUUCGGGCACUUCGGCUGCUUAGCAAAUUGAAAAUUGAUGGGCAAGAGUUGAUGUUAAAUGUCAACCAAGCAACCAGAGGAUAUCUUGAACACUAUGUUCAAAAGAAAAAAGAGAGUGCUACUAAACCCCAAGAUCAAGAUGCUGAAGGGGCUGGUAACAGGGAAGUAGAAGAAAAUGCAUCAGAUGCUGAAAAGAAAGAAGCUGCAAAAAAUGGUUCAGAAGACUCAAAGAACAAUGAAGAGAAGGAAAAUAAAGAAAACCCAGACCCAAACACCUUUGGCCUUGUCACCAAUGAAGAUAGCCAAGCUGACCAGGAGGCCUUGGAAAAGAUCACAAAUAUGAUAAGUGAAAGGAUAAAGAACAAACCAUUACCGCCACCUCCUCCACCUCCUCAGGUAUCAGCCGACGCUGGUGCAAGUUUGAAUGUGGAAAACCACUCUAAGGCGAGAGAUGUGGAAUCAGAUGCAACUGCUGUAGAAAGUGAAGGAAAAAAUGAAGAUGACCUGACAAGUGAAAGUAAGCCCUCAAGUGAGCAUGAUAAAGAUGAAACAUGCUCUCCUGAUCGCAGAAGGCAUGAUAAGGGUGGUAGAGACCGGGACCAGGAUAUGAAGCGGGAAAAGGAAAGAGAGCUUGAAAGGUAUGAGAGAUUGCGUGAACAGGAGCGGGCCAAGAGAGAAAAAGAGAGAGAGUACAAAAUUUGGGAUGAUGAGCGACGGUAUAAGGGACGAGAAAAGGAAUGGGAGUCUAGAGAAAGGGAGAAAGAGCGUCAGAGGAAGAGAGAGCGGGAAAGAGAAAAGGAAAGGGCACAUGAACGCAAGUUGGAAAUACUGGAACAAGAGAAUGAUGGCGAGGAUGGUUACAAAAGGAGGAAAUACAGAAGUAGUGAUGAGGAUAGGAAAAGAAGACAUAGAGAAAAAGAAGAUGAUUUGGCUGACCGGUUGAGAGAAGAAGAGGAAAUUGCUGAGGCUAAACGAAGGGAUGAAGAACAACAGCAAAAUAAAGAGCAAGAGGAGGCUUUAAGAAUGCUAACUGGUCAGGUAGCCAAUGGACAUGAAAGGGCCAUUUCGCCUGAGAAAAAUGAUCAUCCUGGAGAUGUGAGUGCUGUGGUUACUUCGGAUUUAAAGUCGCGUGAUGGUCAAUCACUCCAACACAAUGGUAUUGGUGGUGAUGAAGAAUCAGUAUGGGCUGACAAUGCUUCUGCAUCAGAUAUGAUGCAAAGUAGCGCUGCCCCAGCUAAAAAGUUAGGAUUUGGCCUACAAGGGUCGGGAAAAAGAGCUGCUGUCCCUUCAGUUUUUAACGAGGACGAGGAUGAGGAUGCACAAAAAGACAAAAAAAUGAGACCACUUGUCCCAAUUGAUUACUCAACAACCGAAGACCAGCGAGUGGAUCCUCCUAUCCAUGAUGUACCUUCUUUUCACUCAUCUGAAAAGCGUGUUUCCAAUGCUAAUGCCAAAGAGGGAAGGCCAGAUGGGGAGAAGGACAGAAGCAGAAGGUCAAAUGAAAGAUAUAAUAUCCAUCGGGGGGAACAUGAAAGGCACGAUGAAGAUAGCCGAAGGCAAAAUGUUGAUCAUAGGCCUGAUAAAGUGCGGACCCCAGAUAAUCAUCAGAAGCUUUUAGAUGCAAAGCAAUUGAUCGACAUGAUCCCGAAGACUAAACAUGAAUUGUUCUCAUACGAGAUAAAUUGGGCAACCUAUGAUAAGAAUGAACUGCAUGAAAGAAUGAGACCGUGGAUUGGAAAGAAGAUAAAAGAGUUUCUAGGAGAGGAGGAACCCACUUUGGUAGACUAUAUAGUCUCGAGCACUCAAGAGCACGUCAAGGCAACUGAGAUGCUGGAGAGACUGCAAGCUAUAUUGGAUGAGGAAGCUGAAAUGUUCGUUUUGAAGAUGUGGAGGAUGCUCAUCUUUGAAAUCAAGAAAGUUGAAACUGGUUUGGCUUCGAGGUCUAAGUCCUAAUUUUUUCUUCACGUUCUUUUAAAUAUAUUGUUUUGUUGUCAUCAAGGGAUAUAUCAUUUCACUAUUUUUCUACUUCCGUCUCCGUUUUCCUCCCAUUAUGGUUAUGCCUCUUGUGCAAAAUCAUAUCAUUAGUGACCGGAAUUUUGGGAAAAUACAGACAAUAAUACUUUGGUCAUUUUGAAUUGCCCACCCCUCUUUGGUAUACUUAUUUACUUUGCCUUAAAAUUAACACAAAAG
This is a messenger RNA of Cuscuta epithymum, 4031 nucleotides long. The record is from the annotation of a GenBank genome assembly. NCBI's taxonomy places the organism in Eukaryota, Viridiplantae, Streptophyta, Magnoliopsida, Solanales, Convolvulaceae.